CUCAGGCGCUCCCUUCCUCACACGUAUGCAUCCACUGCGGCCUACAUCACACGCCGGCAUGGGCAUAAGGAGAGAUGCACACGGGGAACACUAGACUUGGCGUUUGAGACUAUGAUGCCGCCUAAUGCCCAGCCAGGGGGACCGGUCGUCGUACUACAUGGUUUAUUCGGCUCCAAACAGAACUGGCGAUCAUUAAUGAAGCUACUCGGCCAUUCGCUCAAACGGCGCGUCUAUACCGUCGACCUGCGAAACCACGGUGUCUCUCCCCAAAGCCCUCGCAUGGACUACGAGAUCAUGGCUGCUGAUGUGGUGCAGUUCUUCAUCGAACAUAGGCUGAAGAACGACAUUACCCUUAUUGGACAUUCGAUGGGUGGAAAAGUCGCCAUGGCCACUGCGCUCUCCCCUCUCCUCGAGAAGAACCUUCCCAAGGCUCUCUCAACCCUCAUCAUAGUCGACAUCGCCCCCGGCAUCGGCAAGAUCUCCGACGAGUUCGCCAGCUACGUAGAUGCGAUGCAAGACGUGCAAGACGCCGAUGUGAAGACCAAGCGCGAGGCAGACGUCGUACUCGAGAAGUGGGAAAAGGACAUCUCAAUCCGCCAAUUCCUCCUCACCAACCUCGUAGCGGACAAACACGGGUCCCACUUCCGCAUCCCCCUCUCUCACCUGCGCGCCAACCUCGACCAAAUUGGCAAGUUCCCUUACCCGCCCGACGGCACCCAUACCUGGGAGGGGAGGACGCUGUUCGUCAAAGGCGAAAGGAGCAAGUACAUCAACCGACGGAAUCUGGGGCUGUGUUUCGACUAUUUCCCGAAUGCGAGGUUGGAGACUAUGGACACUGGACACUGGGUGCAUGCGGAGAGACCGCAGGAAUUUGUAGAUCUGGUGACGAGGUUCGUUCAUGGAGAAGACCCAAGCUGGAUGAGCGAACAAGAGGCAGAGGAGGCACUUGCUACGGAGGGCCGAAAAGACGUGUCAGCGGUGGACACAACCACAGAACCACCACAACAGCCUGCGGCCCAGUCGGAAGCUGCUGUCAACGAGGCGCCGGAGUCUGCUGAGGGCCCGGAGCAGCGGGCGACGGGCGCUUAGAUACUUAGACAUCUAGAGUGCAGCCAAUCUAGUCCAAUUUAAAUAAUUGACGU
Molecule: messenger RNA, 1142 nt
Organism: Dacryopinax primogenitus
Lineage: Eukaryota; Fungi; Basidiomycota; Dacrymycetes; Dacrymycetales; Dacrymycetaceae
Product: alpha/beta-hydrolase
Exons: 6
Coding region: 115-1089 (324 amino acids)
Cellular component (GO): mitochondrion
Source: RefSeq, a predicted model, not a curated record